Molecule: messenger RNA, 1507 nt
Organism: Leguminivora glycinivorella
Lineage: Eukaryota; Metazoa; Arthropoda; Insecta; Lepidoptera; Tortricidae
Gene: AST-C
Product: allatostatin
Exons: 4
Coding region: 133-525 (130 amino acids)
Source: RefSeq, a predicted model, not a curated record
ACGAGCCACCGUAUAUAAGCCGCGGCGGCUACGCGGAUCUCUCAUUUGCGCUCAAAAACCAUCGGCGGACUACGCGGAAACAACUCUUGCAACUUUACGCACGCUGUUCAAGGUACCGGCAGAAGAAUAACAAUGAAGUGUUCGUCGGCAUACAGCAGUAUGUUCGUGUUUGUGUGCUCACUCGCCCUGCUCCUAGUUUCGGUGAAUGCCGCGCCAAUGGAACCGGACGAGGAACAAUCGGAAAAUGCGCUAGUCGCCCACGACAGUAACGACAUGGACGCGUCCGGAAUGUCCGGAGCGCCCUGGGACGCCAUCAACUCCGCCGCACUUCGCAAGUUGUUGCUCCAGCUGGAUGCCGAGGAAAGGUUGGGAAUGGGUCGCGUGGGGCGCUCCUGGCCGCAAGCGGAGCCCCGCGGCUGGAGCCGCUCGCUCGACGGCCGCCUGGUGCGGCCCUGGCGCGCCGACAAACGACAGGUCCGCUUCAGGCAGUGCUACUUCAACCCCAUCUCCUGCUUCCGCAAAUGAACGGACCAGCGACAACCAACGACUCGCUUCGACGCUCUAGUGUUACGGUUAAUGCUCAUUUCAACUGUUCCGGAUACGUCUCUCAUGUUAGGUUUUGUAUCGACUACUGUUAUACUAUUUAAAGAUCUUUUUAACUAUUUUAAAUUAGCCUUUUGCUUAUUUUACCUUAUAUUACCUUCAACCUUGGGUUUUGUGCAGAACGCGACGGCGCUUCCCGCUGCGUAGUUCAAGUCAGUUCAAAGAGCCUAAAACUUUGAUCUAGUCGUUAAAACCUCCAAACUUUUCGCAACUGGAAGCGCCUUUGCAUAAAGUACCGUUCUUUCUGCAGUCUAUAUGUAAACUUUUGAAAAAUAAUUGUAUCAUAAUAUUCUCAUUAUGAUGCAAAAUCCUGUUGUAGUUCUAGUCUAAGUGUAGGUCAUCUAUUAUUUUACUUGACUUUAAAAAUCUAGUCAUAUCUUUCCUUACUAGUUUAAUUUUCACGUUCAAUUGUAUGUAGAUAUAGCAAUACGAGAUGGCAUCACAGUAUGCGACUGAUUGGUUACUGUUAUGGUGUUCGUGUAAAUAAACUCUUACUUCGGUAAAGAUGAGUAAAAUGUCAAGAAAAGUAAUCUAAACACAAGGUUGCGCGUCUGGAUUAGAAGGCCGUAUGGCAACUUCUCAGUAUAUUGCUAAACUGUCAUAGCGAGGCUGGCUUCGUAACAUUUAAUAGGAUUGAGAUCAGAGUAGGUAUGGAUAUGUAUUCUAUAACACUUAAAAGACAUCUUGAAGAGGUCGCAACCUUGUAUAGAAUUACCAAUCUUCACAUUUAUUUAUUUUUGCUAUUGAAAAGCUAAAGCUUACUGAUCUAUGUAACUUUAAGUAUUAAUAAAGCCAAGGGCGUUAUUUAUUGUAAAUGUCAGAAAAUAGAGAAAAACAAUGCUAAAUAACGCAAGUCUUGUAAUAAUUAUCUUUAUCUUAAAGAAAAUAAAAUUCGUGACUUGCC